Akanthomyces muscarius is the source of this 966-nucleotide messenger RNA. RefSeq lists its product as uncharacterized. Gene Ontology annotation, cellular component: nucleus; cytoplasm; ribonucleoprotein complex. The coding region runs from base 1 to 966 and encodes 321 amino acids. The record is from RefSeq and is a predicted model, not a curated record. Gene Ontology annotation, molecular function: mRNA binding. NCBI's taxonomy places the organism in Eukaryota, Fungi, Ascomycota, Sordariomycetes, Hypocreales, Cordycipitaceae. The transcript is spliced from 11 exons.
AUGUCUAACGAGGUUUCCAACACCCGGCUCUACCUGGGGAACCUCCCUCCAAAUGCUACCAAGGCCGAUAUUGAGGCGCACUUUGCCACGCAUGGCACCGGAGAAAUCACAGAGGUCAAGCUCAUGCACGGCUUUGGCUUCAUCGAAUACAAGGAUCCCAUGGAUGCCCGAGACGUCGUUCCUGCCUUUCACGGAUCCGACUUCAAAGGAACUCGACUCACGGUCCAGUUUGCGCGUGGUCCCCGUCCUCGUGAACCGCCAGGUUACGCGGGCGGCGGUCACCACGAGCGAGCGCCUCCUCGGCCCCGACGAACCGUACACCGAAUGACCAUCACCGGACUUCCCAACGAAACCAGCUGGCAGGAUCUCAAGGACUUUGGGCGUCAGGCUGGCCUCGACGUCGUCUACUCGGAAACAGCCCGCGACUCGGGCAGAGGCUUCGUUGAAUAUGAGAAUGCUGGCGACCUGCGCACCGCUGUAGAGAAACUCGAUGGAUGCGAGUUCAAGGGCAAGGUUGUGCAGUGCAUCGUCGACACUCAAGCCGAAGUGCCCACCAGCCGACAGCGCGGGCGUUCCCGUUCCCCCGGCCGUCGCCCUUAUAAUGCGCCACCCUUUGACGACCGCCCUACGGAUACAGAGAACGUAGCCCUCGCCGCGACUAUUACGACGACAGAGCCGGAUACCACUCGCCUCCCCGGCGCCCGAUGGAGGACUAUCCUCCGCCCGCUGGACCGCGAGGACACUACGACGAGCCGUACCGCCGCGACUAUCCGCCACCCCCGCCACCUGGACCGUAUGGAGGUCGCCCCUACGACCGCCCUCCGCCUCCCAGAGACUUCCCACCCCGCGAAGGCCCGCCGCAAUACCCCCGAGAUGGGGGCUAUGGCCGGGACUAUGACCGUGGUGGACGCUACUGAUGACUCGCGCAACGAAAAAUGUGACGCGGCUGUCCAAAAAAACGUCUAA